GGUGCUGUGUCUCCUGCAGUGCUGCUCAUUCCUUCAGUGGACGCGUUGCCUUGCACAGCUCCCGGUGUGUGUGCGCCUCGUACCCACCAUGCUGCUCUCUGUCUCCUCUCUCCCCAGGCCAACAUCCUGCAAAUGAUGGAGGAUAACAAGCAGCUGGCCCUCAGAAUAGAUGGGGCCAUACAGUCCGCGAGCCAGGAGGUAACUAACCUGAGAUCUGAGCUGACGGCCACCAACAGGAGACUGGCUGAGCUGAACAGUGCGGACCCCUGUGUCAUGGAGAACAACCAGCACAACACACAAGGUUUGGAGUAUGGCAACAUGAAGCUGAGCAGAUCUGGUACGCUACAAAUGCAAGACAAAUACACCAACGGAUUGCUGCUAAGGGAGGAGGUGUCACAGCUGCAGGAUGAGGUCCACUUGCUCCGACAAAUGAAGGAAAUGUUAGCAAAGGACCUGGAGGAGUCGCAUGACAGCCGGUCGGCAGAGGUACUCUCUGUUACGGAGCUCAAGGUGCAGCUGGUGCAGAAAGAGCAGGAGUUGGCACGGGCAAAGGAGGCCCUUCAGGCCAUGAAGGCCGAUCGCAGACGUUUAAAAUCGGAAAAAGCAGAUUUAGUAAGCCAAAUGGAACAGUUAUAUUCAACCCUGGAAAGCCGAGAGGAGCAACUGCGCGACUUUAUCCGGAAUUAUGAGCAACAUCGAAAGGAAAGUGAAGAUGCAGUCAAGGUUUUAGCGAAAGAAAAAGAUCUUUUGGAGCGGGAAAAGUGGGAACUGCGGCGCCAGGCCAAGGAAGCAACAGACCAUGCCAGUUCUCUUCGGUCACAGUUGGACUUGAAGGACAAUCGGAUCAAAGAGCUUGAAGCUGAGCUAGCAAUGAUAACAAAGUGUGUUGCCCAGAGAAAGGAAUAUCGUGUUUUUGAUCACUACAUUGAAAAGGAGCCCUCCACAAGAGGGAUAGCGGCCAAGCAGUCUUUAGCUACCCUUACUAAAGAUGUCCCCAAGCGACAUUCACUUGCUAUGCCAGGUGAAACCGUCUUAAAUGGAAACCAGGAGUGGGUAAUGCACGCGGAUCUCCCGCUUACUGCAGCCAUCCGUCAAAGCCAGCAAACGCUGUACCACGGGCACCCGCAGCAUACUGUCGAUCGGCAAGCUGUCAGAGUAAGCCCUUGUCAUUCGAGACAGCCAUCAGUAAUCUCCGACGCUUCUGCCGCAGAGGGCGACAGGUCGUCAACACCGAGUGACAUCAACUCGCCGAGACACCGAACACAUUCCCUCUGCAAUUCUUUAGAAGACUUGGAAGACCAGAAGAGGAAGAAGAAGAAGGAAAAAAUGGGUUUUGGGUCCAUUUCAAGAGUUUUUGCAAGGGGAAAACAACGGAAGUCCUUAGACCCUGGUCUUUUUGAUGGUACUACACCUGACUAUUACAUUGAAGAGGAUGCGGACUGGUGACUGUCGCUGGAAUCUGCUUAUUCUGUGUGUGUAUAUGUGAAAGGGUGUAUGUGCCCGUUUACAAAGUCCGAAGCAGUCAAGUGAGCCUUUUAUUCUAUUUAGUAGGACUUUCUGUUUUCUUUUAAUUUUCAUUUGCAUCGCAGAUUCUGUAAUUGUACAUAAAGAGUGUAUAGAGAUGUUGAUUGUUGUCCUUUUUGCGAUGCUGAUGUAUUGUAACUUUUGUCUUUACUGGAUUUAUUAUAAUUUUUGUGGUCUUUUAUUUGGGAAGUGGGUCAAAUUAUUAUUUUUUUUCCUUUUUUGAAACUUGAAAAACUACUGUGUAUUUGUACAUAACAGAAACUGUGCACUUUGUGCUUGUAGUGUCUUGUCCUGAACGCUAUUUUAUUUUUUAUUUUUUAAACCCAUAGUGUGAUGCAUUCUGUAUCUGCAAUGUUUUGAAUGACAUUAUCCUGUUUCAGGGGUGUGCCAGUGCUUUGUAAAGAAAAGAGAAAAAAUAUAUAUAUACAUCUCUUUAUUCAGGAAGUUUAACCGACUUUCUUGAAUGAAGUAUUUAGAUAUAUUAUUUUGCUUACACACAGGGCAAGACAGCCAGGCCUAAACCAAUAUGCUGCCUAUCAGUCCAUUUAGCAUUAGUGACGUCAGUGCAGCACAGAGUGUUUCAGCGACGUCACUAUUACAAGGAUAGGUUGCUUUGGGUUCAGACCACUGCUACCUGCACUGUGAGGGUAGAAGUCACUCUUUAAACUUUUAAUGCCUGCCAGACAAAAUCUUUUUCCUUUCUUUUUAAGUUUUUUGUACUUUUCUUUUUUUGUAUUUAUUUGCAUAAAUGCACAAAGUUGUUAUAUCUAAAUUAUAAAAAAGAUAAAUGUUGAAGUUCUAUUUUUCCUAAAGGAUGAAGGGUAUUCAUAUCAUAUGUGUUCUAAAGCUGCGGCCCCUCCCUGUCAUCAGUGCAUCGGGUGAGUGGGCUCAGUCACAUUUUUAAUGCAGCUCAACCAAAAUCGCACGAAUAAAUUUUAAUUUUCACUUGGUUAUGUCUUCCAUAAUCCAACUGUUACCAUAUUCACAGUAUUUAAUAUUUUGUUAUUCUUAUACAAUACUUAGAUUUUGAUCAUCGGGUGUACUUUAUUACUGUUAAGUAAUGCACAGUUUUGACAUUUUUUUUGGUUUUGUUUCUUUUUAUUGAUCACUGUUUAAUUGCUAAUCAUGUUUUAUAAUAUAGGCAGGCACUUAAAAUGCACCUCUUACUCUCAGCUUGGGAGGCUUUAUUAAUGUGGGUGAGGACUAUCAAUUCACCAAGGACCAAUGUAUCUGGUCAAGUCCUGGGAAUUGAUAUCUUCCCAGUAAGGGGGUAUGUGCACUUUUAAGUUUCUGCCCCCAGAAGGCUAGAUUUAUAUACCAUGUUUUAAAUCAAAUUUUUA
Messenger RNA from Bufo gargarizans (Asiatic toad), 2864 nucleotides. RefSeq names its product kazrin-like. The coding region runs from base 133 to 1446 and encodes 437 amino acids. NCBI's taxonomy places the organism in Eukaryota, Metazoa, Chordata, Amphibia, Anura, Bufonidae. The transcript has 9 exons. The record is from RefSeq and is a predicted model, not a curated record.